UUCCAGGCCCAUCAUUCAUCCAAAGCCCAGCAAGGGAGGGGGAACAUCCAAAAGGGAAAUUGAGAGGAUAGCGUUCUUUCUGCCCAAAACCAAAGAGAACCCCACUUUAUCCUUUCAAUUCCGACGUGUCGGAGCUCCAUUGAUCCAGCAGCCAUCCACGCAAUCUUUCUCUACUUCCCACAAUAUCUCACCCAAUACACAAAAAUCCUCCUCUGAAGAAGAAAGAAGAAAGAUAAUUACAUCAUUGUUGCUGUUACUCUGAAGUUGAACAAAAGAAUUCUCAGGAGAGACGAAAAUGGCGACCACCGCAUUUGCCACCACCACGUCGACGGUUGUGGGUUUGGGCAGCAGCUCCCUCUCAUCCUCCACUGCCCGGACCUCCAAGAGACUCUCCCUCUCCUCUGGGUUUCUGAGGUCGCCGGUUGCUGCCGGGAAUCCCCUGAGGCUGGAAGGUGCUAACGGUGGCAAGUUCAUGUGUAGCUUUCAGAGGGAUUGGCUGCGUAGGGAUCUGAACGUGAUUGGGUUCGGGCUGAUCGGAUGGCUUGCGCCGUCGAGCAUUCCGGCGAUCGACGGCAAGAGCUUGUCUGGGCUCUUCUUCGAGAGCAUCGGGACUGAGCUGGCCCACUUCCCCACUCCUCCUGCACUCACUUCUCAGUUCUGGUUGUGGUUGGUGACAUGGCACCUGGGGCUGUUCAUCUGCCUGACAUUUGGACAGAUUGGAUUCAAGGGAAGGACUGAGGAUUACUUCGAGAAGUGAAAUGGGCUGCUGGCUGCUGCUGCUGCUAUCAUUUUUACCCCAUCUGUAAUGUGACUGUAAUCCGUGUCUGUCUGCUCUGUUUUAUGUAUAUGUUAAUGUUAAUGAAUGGACAUUAUGAUAAAAUCUUCUGCUACUUCAACUUGUAGUCUUCGAUCUCCUCGAUGUAAUCGACCAGGCAAGCACUUUUGGUUAUGGAAUGAAUGCAUUUGUUGAUGAUUUAUGUUAUCAAGUAAAUGUAGAUCUAAUGU
Linum trigynum is the source of this 1005-nucleotide messenger RNA. Lineage: Eukaryota; Viridiplantae; Streptophyta; Magnoliopsida; Malpighiales; Linaceae. The record is from the annotation of a GenBank genome assembly.